Messenger RNA from Neopsephotus bourkii (Bourke's parrot), 5008 nucleotides. RefSeq names its product DNA polymerase nu (gene POLN). Lineage: Eukaryota; Metazoa; Chordata; Aves; Psittaciformes; Psittacidae. Gene Ontology annotation, biological process: double-strand break repair; DNA-templated DNA replication. The record is from RefSeq and is a predicted model, not a curated record. The coding region runs from base 1542 to 3902 and encodes 786 amino acids. The transcript has 23 exons. Gene Ontology annotation, molecular function: DNA-directed DNA polymerase activity; DNA binding.
UAAGAUUGAAGACCACUAAAAGCAGUCUUUCUAUAGCAGGUUCGAAGUUGGUAUAGAUUGGUACUUCCAUAACAAGCUUUAUUACAAUAUAAUGUAUGCACUCAUAAUUCACUUUCCCCUGCCUUAUUUUGCACUUGGCAUCUAUUUACCUUUGAGAGUCUUGGCCCCACUUCUGUUACCUUUUUUUAUAGCAAUUUAUUUUUGACAGAUUGGUUAGAAAUAAAUGAGAUUGCCACGGUUAGGUAGUUCCAGGUUUAAAAAGGUUCUCAAACAUCUGUCACUGAGCAAUCACUAACAAACAAUCAUAAAGUGACAUGAUUUAUAUGAAAAAUUAGUUUGUAUUAGGAAGCUUAGUUUUUGAUUUAGUCAUCUCUGAAUUUGGUUUAAUAAACCUGUGAGUGAGAGCCAGUGUAGGAAUGGGAAUGGAGCCCCAAUUCAGGCUGCAAUUGCAAGAUCUGUUGAGUUGAUCAAUGAGUUCCGGAUACUGCAAGUGUACUACUCCUGUCCCAGAUGGUAGUUUCACAGCCUUCCUUACUCUAACUGGUGCAUGUUUCACAUUUCAAGUCCAUUCAGGUUGCUCAAGAUGCAGAAAACCAGUUUGCUUUGUGGGAUUGAGAUUUCCUACAAAUUAAAUUGGCUUGUAGGUAGACAUGCAGCUGUGGAUGCACAUGGAUAGUAAUGGAAGCUCUUUUUCUGGGGAUGGGGUGCUAAUUUUGAGUCACUGCAUCUAAUGUAAUUUUUCUAGAUCCACAUAAAUUGGGAGUUGUUUUCUCUAUUUCCAGCCAUGUCAUUAUUUCUAGUAGAAGAUCAGUUCUUCCUAGAAGCUGCUGCUUCUUUCUGUGGUUAAUUGUAGUUCCAACUGUAUUAUUCUGACUUGAUAAUUAAAUUGCUAUGUUCUUAUUUUUGAACCUCUAAAAAAGAAACAUUUAUUCCUGAUUCUGUAAUUACUUGAGCGUCCCAAUUCAAAUUCUACCGUGUUAAACGAUGCAACUAUUUGCAGUUUGACUGGAGAAUACAGCUGAGUGAAUUAGUUGUCUUUCUACAGCUCUUUAACAUUUGGUCUUUCUGUGAUAGUAUUUCUCCACUUAUGGCAACUUCUUAGAGUGUGCAGUUUUUGAUUAGCAUUGCCUAAAUCCAAGUAAUUUGGCUUCAGAAGAACCACUAUUCAUUUUGGUAAUAGCAAAAGCCUUAUUAGCUCCCCUUUUAUAUUUACUUGGAACCUGUUAAUUGUAUUUCUGCUGUAGAGUUAAUCCUGUAAAGGAUGAUCUCAAGCAAUAUAAGCCUUUUUCAUCUUUUGACUCUGUAGUUCUGCGGUUUGGGAAUACAGGAACUGGGUUGAGGAAUAUUGCAAAACCAGAACACCCCCCCAGCAACUUACUGGCUUUGUCAUUCUGGUUUGCUCAGUCGAUACAGAUGGAGUAGAAAUGGACAACACCCUUUGAUCAGUGAAGAUUGUCAUUGUGGGGGAAUGGAUGGGAGCCUUGCACAACAGUAACUUGUGGUUCCUUUGAAGUGAGAAGGCCCUGGUUUUAGGAACAGUAAUGACAGCAGAGGAGCUUCAUGAGUCCACAAAUGACAUAUUAAAAAUAUCUGCCAGCCCUGAAAUAAAUAACACUGGUCAGAUAGUCAGGACAUUACACACCAGUGAAAUGCUUUGCUGUCAAGAUACUGAAAGAGCGAGCUGUUACCAGGAUAUAAACUUGCCAACAUGGGGAUAUCGAGAAAGAAAUCUUGAAGUAAAAGCCAAAAACCAGGAGUGUGAAAAGAUUGUAACUGCUCCCCUUAAAAGAAAGCAAGAUGUGCCUUUAUCUUGUUCAGAGAAAACAAGGAGAUUGCCUGUAAGAACCUACACUUCCUCACAUGAAAGAAGAUAUGACUGUACUUCUGGACAAUCAGAGUCUUCUGAAAAUUGCCCUUUUGAUGUCAGGAAUUUAGGAUGUGAAGAAAAAAGAGAAUUGCUGACAACUGUAAACCAGGCAGCAGCUUUUGUAACUACUAUGAUAUUUCAAGAUGGUUCUUCACAGCUCAACUCGGAGCAGGUCUUAACCUCAUCAGUAAAAGGAUUUGUUGUGUUAGUGAAGAAGCAGACUGGUCAACCUUGCCCUCCCGGUUACUCUUCAACUGACUGUACUCGAAAUGCUGCUAAUGAAAAUGAUAAAUUAAUUUAUUUGAGACUUGAAUGGCCAUCUCUUUGGCAACAAGCACAGCAGGCUCAUGAGAGAUUCACUUGCCAGGUGUUGUUUCAAAUGCUGCGUUGCAAAGUUCCAAUUAUUUGUUUCAAUGCAAAAGAUUUCCUGAGGACUUUACUUCAAGUUUAUGGUAAUGAAAUUAGCUGGAAACAAGUUGCUGAUAGUGUCGUAUUAGAUCCCAGGAUUGCAGCGUGGCUGAUAAACCCCAGCGACACAGUUCCCUCUUUUGAAUGUUUAAUCCAGAAGUAUUUUGAAAAUCCUUGUUCUAUGGGAACAGUAAAUACAGAUACAGGCACUUUGAGAAAUGCAUCAUAUCAAAACUUAGGUGUGAACUUGCAGAAGCUUUAUAAUGUGAUGAUGGACCUUGCUCGUGACUUACAGGUUCAAGGUUUGUGGCAAUUAUUUUGCACAUUAGAGCUUCCACUUCUCAAAAUUCUGGCAGUGAUGGAAACACACAAAAUACACGUGAACAAACAUGAACUGAAAAAAACAUCAGAGAUUCUGGGGUUGCGACUCAAAGAACUUGAACAGGAAGCUUAUCAAGUUGCUGGAGAACGUUUCCUUGUGACCAGCAGUAGUCAGCUCAGAGAGGUACUAUUCGAAAAGUUAAAACUGCAUACACUGUGUGAGAAAGUUCACAGAACUGAAAUACAACAACUUGUGUCCACCUCAGAAGUUGUGCUAAAGCAGUUGCAAGAUCUUCAUCCUUUGCCUAAGAUAAUUUUAGAAUACCGUCAGGUUCAUAAGAUGAAAUCAGCUUAUGUGGAUGGACUCCAAACGUGCAUGAGAAAGGGAUUUAUUUCCUCUACAUGGAAUCAGACAGGGACUGCAACUGGCAGACUUUCAGCCAAACAUCCAAACAUUCAAGGUAUCUCUAAGCAUCCAGUUAGAAUCACAAAGAAGCAGUACAUAAAAGGAAAAGAAGAGGAAAUAAUAACUUUUUCCCCAAGAACAUUGUUUGUGUCAAGGAAAGGAUAUACAUUUUUAGCAGCAGAUUUUUCCCAUAUUGAGUUAAGGAUCCUUGCUGACUUAUCAUCUGAACCAGAACUUUUGAAACUGUUCCAAGUACCUGAAACCACUGAUAUCUUUUCCACACUGGCUUCUCAGUGGAAGGGGAUUCCAAGUGACCAAGUGCAACACGCUGAUAGAGAGCAAGCAAAGCGUACAGUUUACUCAGUGGUGUAUGGAGCAGGUAAAGAACGUCUUGCUGACUGCCUGGGAAUUACUCCUCUUCAAGCCAGUCAAUUUAUAGAGAGUUUUAUGCAAAAAUACAGGAAAGUACAUGAAUUUACAAAGAGAACCAUUGAACAAUGCCGAAAUAAAGGUUAUGUGGUUUCCAUCAUGGGACGUAAAAGACCACUGGCUAAUAUCAAUGCACAGGAUUACAAGCUACGCACACAAGCGGAGAGGCAGGCGGUCAAUUUUGUCGUUCAAGGAUCUGCAGCUGAUCUUUGUAAAAUGGCUAUGGUGGAGAUUUUUACCGCCGUUGUUAUUUCUCCAACUUUAACUGCCAGGUUAAUUGCCCAGAUUCAUGACGAGUUGUUGUUCGAGGUAGAAGAUUCUCAAAUCCAGGAAUUUUCAGCACUGGUAAAAAGAACAAUGGAGUCCCUGCAGCAAACCACAGCCUUGGAAGUGCCACUAAAGGUUCCCUUGAAAGUGAUUCUUACCACUGGGAAAUCAUGGGGGUGUAUGACAGAAUUGCAGGAGAUGUAAAGCAGUCAUCGGGGAUGUUAUUCAGCACCCGUACACCUCAUUGGCCUAUGCUGAUUCCUCGUUGAAUCACUAGGCAACAGCGCUGCUGGAUCUUUCAUAAGCACCUAAUACUCUGCAUGUGAAUUUUUUUACUUCAUUUUGUCUGUAGCCCUAGGCAACGGCAGUGAGAUAAAACUGGUUUUUACCAGUUCAUUGUGUUUCCUUUAGCCAAGGUAACCAGCAGGGAGCUGCUUUUGUUCAGAGCUAAAUUACUUACAUGUAAGAAAUGAAGCAAGACUAUAUUAACCCUUUGGGAAUGUGACAAAUACAUUUGAGUUAGAGGUUUAGACUUACUAUUUUGUGAAGUGCUUGUGUAAAAAUACUUGUAAUCUGGCACCGUUUGAACAGUAUCAGCAAAUUCUUAAUGUUGUGCUCAGCUUACUUUAUAUUUUGUGAGUAGAAGGCAGCUGCUUGCUUUGCAUCACAUGUUAAAUGCCGCGUUCCACAGACUAAGAAAAAGAGUUCUUUGGAAAUUAAGAGUCUCCAAAUUAAUUUAUAUUUAGGAUUUUGGAGCAAAACAGGUAAACAAAUCUGGAUGCCUGAACACACUAAAAGCAACUAAGUUGUUGUCAAUUCACUUAGUUUCAAAUUCUAUUUGUACACUCUAGCCUCAGAAUAUUUUAAAAGAAGUGAAUUUUGCCUAAUCUGUUAUUUUUAUUACUGGUGCAAUGCUAAAUAUGGUUCACAUAAAUUUUAGGGUUCAGCCUUAUAUUCUUUUUAAGAUUCAGGCUUCUAUUUUAAUGCUUGGAUUUGCUAAUGAUAUUUUGGGUUUCUGUAGAGUUUAUUUUUCAAAUGAGUUUGUUUUGUAACAUUGCUGUUUGCCAAGUUCUGCCUCUGUGCUUGUAGAAUAUGAAACUGUCCUCAAAGUCUCCUAAUUACUUAGAAGUUGAAGUCAAGCACAGAACUUUUAAGAGGUGUCCAGUAUCUUUCAGCAUUAGAUCUCAAAUGAUCAAAGUAAGGUAAUUUAAAUUUUUAAAAUGUAUAGUUACAGAGAUCUUACAGCAGUUUUAAUUUGUAUCAUUAAACAGUUUUGCAUUGUGCUUAAAGGCAUUAAACUAUUAAACAUG